This is a messenger RNA of Cuscuta campestris, 5828 nucleotides long. The record is from the annotation of a GenBank genome assembly. Lineage: Eukaryota; Viridiplantae; Streptophyta; Magnoliopsida; Solanales; Convolvulaceae.
CACACUUUAUUAAUCUCAAUAAUAUUUUUCAUAACAUAUACAGUACGGAGUAUUUAACAAUAUUGCGGAAGCGAAUUUAAUAUUGACAUAUCAUAAAUCAUUUCAAAACUUGUCACAUCCAUCCCGACAAUCUCGCCCCANCUCAUGAUUUAUUUCAACAAAUCGUUUCAAUAUUUACAUUCUAAACAAAUUCUUUAUUUACUCUUGUUUUGGGUCUCCGAAGAUUAUCAGCCCACUCUCAACUUUCAGCACUGCAGCACACUCAAAUCUCCCUCUCCACCAUAUACCCAAAACCCUUCGGUUUCCUCGCAAGGAAUUCUAUAUUGGUUGAAUUAAUCAUACUCCGUGUUUCCAUCCAGUCUUUGCCAAGAUAAUUUUCCAAUUCCUCCCAUUCCCGCAGCUAUUCUCGCUCCACCGGAGAUUUCUCCCGGACAAUUGGGAUACGGCGGUUCUGCCGCCUCACAGUGUAACAGUCGGUUAUGGGGUGUCCCCUGUCAAGGAAUAUUGUAGCCGAGCUCAGAGUUUCCGGCUAUUCCCCAUCGGGUUAAUUAGGUCCGCCAAGACAAAACGAAGGUCUUGUGAGAUAAAAUGGAUUUUCGAAAGGGCAUUCCACCUUGUGAUUCCCCUGCUGGGAAUAUGAAAUCAUUGGUGUUCUCCAGUAAGGCAAAAGAGAAAUCUCAUUCUUUGGAACUAACUGAGGCUGGUAUUGAUAUUGACAUGGGAGAGGUCUAUUUUUUAAUUAUGCAUUUCCUAUCAAUGGGACCUUGCCACAAAACUUAUGGACAGUUUUGGAAUGAACUUCUGGAGAAUCAACUUUUACCCCGAAGAUAUCAUUCAUGGUAUUCAAGGAGUGGGAAACAAAGCGGGGAUGAAAAUGAUGAUGGCAUGUCUUUUCCAUUAAGUUACAGUAAGCUUGUGGAAAGGUAUCCACAUGUUGAAAAGGAUCACUUAGUGAAGCUUUUGAAGCAACUGCUGUUGAGUGCAUCAGUUCCUUCAUGUGAUGCAAUUGGUGGAAACACUAUAAAUGCUGCAACUGUUCCAACCCUCUUAGGAACUAAUUCCUUUUCACUGCUGAGUAGUGAUCAGAAUAAGAGGGACGAUGAUGUGGUACACCCUCCAACUCACCUUCGUUGGCCACACAUGCAAGCAGAUCAAGUGCGUGGACUAAGUUUGAGAGAGAUUGGUGGUGGCUUUGCUAGGCAUCACCGUGCACCAUCUAAUCGUGCUGCAUGUUAUGCCAUUGCAAAACCAUCUACAAUGGUGCAGAAGAUGGAAAAUAUUAAGAAAGUCAGAGGGCAUCGCAAUGCUGUUUAUUGUGCUAUAUUUGAUCGGUCUGGGAGAUUUGUCAUCACUGGUUCAGAUGAUCGUCUUGUCAAAAUAUGGUCGAUGGAAACUGCAUAUUGCUUAGCCAGCUGCCGAGGGCAUGAAGGUGAUAUUACAGAUCUGGCUGUCAACUUCAACAACACUUUGGUGGCAUCUGCUUCAAAUGACUAUAUCAUCCGAGUUUGGCGCUUACCUGAUGGGUUGCCAAUUUCUGUAUUGCGUGGGCAUUCAGCUGCAGUGACUGCUAUUGCAUUUAGUCCAAGACAUGGUUCUGUUUAUCAGCUCCUAUCGUCAUCUGAUGAUGGAACAUGCCGAAUUUGGGAUGCUAGGCAUUCCCAAUAUAGCCCACGGCUGUAUGUUCCAAAACCACCAGAAUUAGUUUCCGGAUCAAGCACUCUUGUACAAAGCCACCAGAUCUUCUGCUGUGCAUUCAAUGCUAGUGGAACCUUUUUUGUUACCGGCAGUUCAGACUCUCUUGCACGGGUUUGGAAUGCUUGUAAACCCAAUGCAGAUGACUUAGAAAAGCCUAAUUAUGAGACAGAUGUUUUAGCUGGGCAUGAAAAUGAUGUAAAUUAUGUGCAAUUCAGUGGCGCUUGUGUGACAUCGAAGUAUUUUCUCUCGGAUUCUUCAAAGGAAGAAACUAUUCCAAAAUUCAAAAACUCAUGGUUUACUCAUGACAACAUUGUCACAUGCUCUCGUGAUGGCAGUGCAAUUAUAUGGAUACCCCGACCGCGUAGAUCGCAUGGAAAGAGUGGACGCUGGCAGAAAGCAUAUCAUCUGAAAGUCCCACCACCACCAAUGCUGCCACAGCCUCCUCGAGGAGGUCCACGCCAAAGAACACUUCCAACUCCUCGCGGGGUUAACAUGAUUGUGUGGAGCCUGGAUAACCGUUUUGUUCUGGCUGCUAUAAUGGACUGCAGAAUAUGUGUCUGGAAUGCAGUUGAUGGAAGCUUAGUCCAUUCUUUGACGGGUCAUACUGCAUCUGCCUAUGUUCUAGAUGUUCAUCCUUUCAAUCCUCGAAUCGCAAUGAGUGCUGGAUAUGAUGGGAAAACUAUUGUGUGGGAUAUUUGGGAAGGUGCACCCAUUCGGAGCUACGAAAUGGGAAGAUUCAAGCUUGUUGAUGGGAAGUUUUCCCCUGAUGGGACAUCAAUUAUACUUUCUGAUGAUGUUGGUCAAUUAUAUAUUUUGAGCACGGGUGAAGGAGAAUCCCAGAAAGAUGCCAAAUAUGACCAGUUCUUCCUUGGUGAUUAUCGCCCACUUGUUCAAGAUGCCAUUGGAAAUGUCCUAGAUCAGGAAACUCAACUUUCUCCAUAUCGGAGGAACAUGCAAGAUCUCCUCUGUGAUUCAGUCAUGAUCCCAUAUCCUGAUCCUUAUCAGAGCAUGUACCAAAAGAGGAGGUUAGGAGCCAUGGGUAUUGAAUGGCGCCCACCAUCUUUCAGAUUUGCAGUCGGUCCUGAUUUUUGCCUAGACCCAGAUUUCCAAAUGCUUCCCAUCGCGGACUUAGAAAUGAUGAUUGAACCACUCCCUGGGAUUGUGGAGGCAAUGGAUUGGGAGCCUGUAGUUGAGAAUAUAAGUGAGGAUGCAGAUUCAGAGUAUAAUAUUACUGAGGACUGCUUUACUUCUGGAGGGGAGCAAAGGAGUUCUAGUUCCAAUGCUUCAGAUGACUCGGCAAGCAGUGAAGGAAACAGUGAGGAAGAUGCCCAGCGAGACAUCCUUCGUAGAUCAAAACGGAAAAAACACAAAGGGGAAGUUGAGAUCAUGACUUCUUUUGGAAGGCGUGUGAAGAGGAAGAACUUGGAUGACUAUGAUGGCAGUUCGCAUAGGAACAACAACCAUGUCAGAAAAUCAAGAAAUGGCCGGAAAACUUCAAAGAAGUCUUCAAAAUCUUCUAGGAGACCAAGGAGAGCUGCAGCACGUAAUGCCCUACAUUUGUUUUCUCGAAUUACAGGGGCAUCCGUGGAUGAUGGAGAAGAUGAAGACUUUUCUGAAGACGGUUCAUCAGAAAGUAAGUCUACAUUACAGGACUCGCACACCGAAAGUGAUGAGUCGGAUGUAUCCUUGCACGAUGAACAUUAUCACAUGCAUUCAAAGGGGAAAGAAAUAUGUGUGGAUCAGUCUGAGGAUAUAGGUAAAUAUCAACUGAAUGAUGGAUUCAGAAAGAGAUUGGUUCUCAGGUUGCCAAACCGUGACUCAAGUAGGAUUGCACCCACUCAAAGUGCCAUGUUAGAGCCAGGUGGUCCAUCAUUUACAAGUGUUCAAGAGGCCAACAAUGCAACUGACUGUAAAAUGCAGGCUAACUUACCCAGAGUUACAGAUAAUGAUGUAACAGGAAAAAGUGAGACGGGGCCACCAGUGUGGUCACAUCAUUCAUAUCUCCUUGAUGGAUGUGAUGGUGGGACCAUGAGAUGGGGAGGAGUUAGAUCUCGUACAUACAAACAUUCAAGGACAGGAGAUCUGCCACCAUCUGGUUCAUAUGCUGGAGCGAGCUCAAAUCUCAGUGGACGUGCUCCGGAAGAAAAUCUAAUUAAUGAGAAUUCCACAAUGGAAAAAGAGAGUGAAAGUAUUUUUCCUUUGCUUCAAACUGGGAUACCUGAAAUUGCUGAAGGGCAUGCAGAAGAGUGCAAGACUUCGGAAGAAUUGCCAAUAUGCUCUCAUGAAUUGGCUGAUGAUGAGACAGUGCCUUCUCCAUAUGCUAAUAAUGGUACUGGCGAUCAUCAUUCAGUCAAUGAAAGAGUUCCAGUCACACCAACUAGGUUGAAGAUAAGGUCAAAGCCUCAUGUCUCUUAUGGCCUUGGAGUUGAUAAUAAAAUGGGUGAAGACUCUGCAUUAGAUAAUUGUAGGCCGAGUACAUCUGGUGUCUCUGAAGAGAGCGGGAAGAUUUUAAGUUCAGCCGUACCGUGUAAUGAUAAACGGGUGGGGCUGGACAAUUAUUGCGGAGCUACUAGAAAUGCUAUUCUGGAGGAUUCAAAGCAGUUGCAAUCAGAGGAUAGGAUGUUCAGUGCUGUCUAUAGGAGGUCAAGAUUUGGCAGGGGUAAUAGAGGUAGUAACCUUGGAUGUACUGUUGGAAGCAUGGAAGCCAGUACAUCAACGUCACACAAUCUCACUCCUGCUGAAGGGAGCGAUAAUAAUAAUAAUAAUAAUAAUAAUAAUAAUAAUAAUAAUAAUAAUAAUAAUAAUAAUAAUAUAGGUGAUGGGGUCCGCAGAGCAAGAUCUAACAGACCAAGGUCUUCAAACGGUGUUAUAAAUCUGAGAUUUAGGAAACCCCACGAUUACUCAUUACCCCCAUCAACAGGUUCAGGUAAUUUUAGAGCUGAUGAUGAAAGACUUGAUGAAUUGCAGUGCAAUAAUUCAAAAGCUGUUGUUGGAAUGAGAUCUACGAGGAUAAGGAGAAGCAGUUUUUACUUCCGUGAAUCUAUUCUGACCCACACCCCUACAGGCCAUGAGGAGUACAUAAAUGAAUGUGACCUGAGAGAUUCGGGCCCUUGGGAAACAAUCACUGGCAGUAUAAGUGCGGUUGAAUUUUGCAGGGUUGAUGAACUUGUGUAUGCCUCCCGUCCAGGUUCAGGAGAAAGUUGCUCUAAAAUGAAACUUAAAUUUAUUGAUCCUAAAUCAGGGGUGGCAGGCAAAGUGUUUCAGUUAACACUACCUGAAGUGACUGGUUUCCCUGACUUUCUUGUCGAGAGAAGUAAAUAUGAUGUGGCUAUAGAGAGGAACUGGACUUCAAGGGACAAAUGUCGUGUCUGGUGGAAAAACGAGGGUGAAGAGGAUGGCAAUUGGUGGGAAGGUAGAAUUGUUAACGUCCAACCUAAAUCCAUUGAGUAUCCGGAUAGUCCCUGGGAAAGGUACAUUGUCAGAUACAAGAAGGGGGAUCCCUCAGAACAACACCGGCAUAGUCCUUGGGAACUGUUUGACUCUGAUACUGAGCGGAAACAGCCUCAGAUAGAUGAGAAAAUCAGAACCAGGCUGCUGGAUGCCAUGGACAAACUGGAACGAUCUGGAAACAAAGUUCAGGACUAUUAUGGGGUACAGAAAUUGAAACAAGUUUCACACAGGUCAAUAUUCAUUAACAGGUUUCCGGUGCCAUUGUCUCUCGACAUUAUCCACUCCCGACUGAAGAACAACUACUACCGACGGGUAGAGGCAGUGAAACAUGACAUAGAGGUGAUGCUGUCAAAUGCCGAAUCUUACUUUGGAAGAAGUGUCGAACUCUGCAAGAAAAUCAAACAACUCUCUAACUUCCUCCAUAAAACACUCUCAUCUUUGUAGCCUGCCCUUCCGCCGCCGCCGCCUUGUGGAUACCAGUACAAUUUUGUAGGAAAGCCUAUACUAGCAAGAUCUCUUGUCUUGUUCAUCAUAUAAACUUGAGAGCAAAGAAAAAAAAGGAAAAGUAGGAGGGAAGGAAAGAUAAAAGAAUUUGUCUCUUUCUUCUUUUACUAGGGUUAGCAGAUUUUUCUAACCUUUCAGAUGGUUUGUUUCUGGAUUUGAAGAUGCACAGAUUUGGGGGG